Molecule: messenger RNA, 6102 nt
Organism: Paraglomus brasilianum
Lineage: Eukaryota; Fungi; Glomeromycota; Glomeromycetes; Paraglomerales; Paraglomeraceae
Source: the annotation of a GenBank genome assembly
AUGUCUUCAGACGCAAGGAAAAUUGCAGCACGGACACCUGUCACCAUCAAUCAUUCAUGGUUAGAUCGCAUCACAGAGUAUGUGGAAAACCAUCCCACCACUCGACUACACCCGAGUAUCGAAAUAAUUCGCACUUUUAUCAACGACAUUGAAGCUACUUGGGAGAAACAGUGUGGAUAUUUAAAGAAAAUUGGACACAAAGAGCAACUCGUUAUCGUAGAAAAUGUAAUCUCUAAAAUAUACUUCACAACCACCGAAACACUGAUCAAACGGCACUGUAUUCCAAUAUUGGAUGCAUGUUAUCGCAUUGUGCUUGACUCAAACACUCACAGUCAUCUAACAUUCGCUCAGCAGUAUGAUAAAUACAUUACUCAUACACAGUAUACUAAUCACUGCGUAUGGCAGAAGGCGUUUUCAAUAUACUUGACACUAGACUUUUCAAUUGGAUUUGAUACAAUUCGAUCAGCCAUUUGGGAAACUAUCCACUUUCUCACCGAUUGUUUGACUACGUCAGUCGAACAGGCGCAGAACAUUAACGCACGUAAUAUGGAAGACAGCAUAAGAGAUAGUGCGUCGUCCUCAUUGGAAUUGGCAUUGUUGAUGGAUGAUGUACAGUAUGUUAUCAAGACGUUGUUGGCUCUCCUUUCAAAGUAUGAAGACAAGAUACGACCAUCGUUUGAAGUGCUUGAGAGACAUGCUGAACAAGGCGGAGGCGAUGAUGAUUAUAUUGACAAUCACUGCAAUGAUAAUAAACUACCAAACACUAAAGGGAUACUGACACUGACACGCAAUUUAAUGAACGCAUGCUUAGAAAUAUGUGCCAAUGAUAUCUACAUCAAAGACGUAAGUCAAUUGGCAGGAAUGACCUUUGCUGCAUGUUUCCAAUUGGCAGGAACAGCUUCUUUUAUAAGCACGCAAAUAUUUCUGACAUUCUUUAUCUAUAACCGUUCUGCCAAUACUAUUGCUUCGCUGUUGGUAACCAGAUUGCAAGUUAACGUACCAGAAUGUCUACAGUCCGACAGCGGUUGGACAAACAACAACACACCAAUGCUAUUCAUCUGCCGUGGAUUGUUAUCUAAUAUAGGAUAUGAUGUAUUGACAGCGCAUUUAGUAAAUGCUUCGAAUACCGAUGUUAGAGUGCUAAGGGCAGAUGUCGAGAAUCAUGUACCAAAGUCGCUUUAUCAUUUGCUAUUUAUAAGCGUCGCUUACUUCUGUGAAGCCCAAAUAUCACCACAAGUUAAACUGAUUGCAUUCGAAACUAUGGGGCUAUGGUUGACUGAGACACAAAAUAUAUUUCAAAGUCAAGAGAAUACAAAAGAGAAAAUAACUAUCAACUCAAACGUAGCUAAUACAAAGGGUGCUGGAACCCUCAAAACGACAUCCGAUCCUGUUCACGGCUGUUUCGUCUCUCUGACUGCUGAAUCCAUCGAAUCUCUAUUAACACCUACAAUUAUCUCUGUAUUAAUUUCUUACGUCUACAACUACUGGGAUGAUCCUAUCAACGCCAUCCAACACAAAGUAAAAUUUAUCUUCCACAGUCUUCUCGAUGUCCUCCAACUGAAGGCCACGCUUUGCUCCACAUUAUCCGAACAUGCUUUAUUUCUCCAACAUCUGAUGAAGCAACUCCUCGAAUUCGAUAAAUAUCGCAAGGUCAAGUAUUCACUCAUGUCGAUGUUGAUUCCGAGAGUAGGAGCGGAUGUUGUAUUAGAAAUGAGGAAAGAUGUAAUACAUGAAUGUAUCGAAGUAAUGGACAAUUUAGUUAUUGCGUCGAAGGCCUGCGAGGCUGUGAAGGUCUUGUUGGACGCGAAAAUGAAGGAGGUUACGGACCAGCGUAACGCCGGGAACAAGAACACUACUGCCGAUCGAUGGGUUGAUCUGUGGUUGGAGCCAGUAUGUCGUGCACUUUCGUCAGAUAAUGUCAAUCUUCGCAAGAAUAUUGAUAAUCUCCUUCUACCUCACUUAUUAAAAGCAACACCUGAAGCGUUUUGGACACUAAUUUCAGUAUUUCAGUCUGACUCCAACAAAGGCUUUGUCACUAAAGACGAGUAUCGACUCCACGCUCUAAUUACUACCAUCAAAGUAGGCCGCUCGCUUGACCUCAUUGACGGAGAAUCGCUUGUUAAUGGCUCUUCCGUUGAUAAAAAGAACAAUCGUUUGAUUCAUACACAAUUCUUAUAUGAUUCUAUGUAUCAUCCUGACAAAAUGUUACGUGUUGAUGCGUUGGGUCUAUUAUGUGAAUCGCACAAACGAACCAGCAGCAUCAAUUCUAUCGAGAUAUCUCUAUUAAAAGAGUUCAUUUCUCUCAAUUUGAAUUCGACUUUACCAGAAUUCAGGCAACGAUUAUUAGCGCAUUUUACUAAACUAUUUAGUCGAUUGCACGGCAAUCUAUAUGGUCAAUGGAAAGAAUACUUGGGGAAGAAGAAGGCGUACGGAGAUGUAGAGGCGGUAAUAAAGAUCAAACGACGAGUGGAUGAAAUAGAACAUUUUCUGAGAUGGCUUAUUCAUUUAUUGGUCCAACAACUUUACCCCGGAGCGUCGUACCAACGGGUAUCCACAUCACUAAAAUUACUUCAUCUUCUUAUUAAAUCUUUCGGGGUAGAUUCGACGCCACCACCUACAGGAUACACUAUUAAGCAUGGAAAAUUACCCGAGUUUCCCUUUCGACUUCCAUUUACCACUCCGCAAUUAAGCCUGACCUUGUUUAAUCUGUUGAUGAAUUCAUAUGUUCCAAAUAGACAAGAAGCAUAUGACGCGUUGCGUACUUUUCCGGCACCAUUACCGGGCAUUGAGAGUAAAGAGCAAGCACAGGGUGUGCUGAAUUGGGCAUUCAUAAAGUUGAAAAGUGGACGCGCAGCAGAGAGUGAUAGUGGCGCUAUGGUGUUUCGUAUUGUGUUUGUUAAGUAUGUGGUCGAGUUGGGAUUUGAACUGGAGGUCGACAAUGAGAUGUCUGGAGCUGGGACUGUAAAGCUGACUGGAGUACCGAGCGUCGAUUUUACAAAUAAGCUCUUGGACGUUCUUCACCGUCAGAUUACUUUUGCAUCCGGUAACCUUCUUGUCGCAUCAAGGAAACAUCCAAUUCAAGGAACUCUUCUUGCUCUCCAAUACAUAUUCCAAGAGCUCUCAUACUCUUCACCAAUCAUCAAGUCUUAUAUCAGCUACUGGCGCCAAAUACAUAAAUUCGCGCUGAAGCUAAUCAAAGAUGUCUGUGAUGUUGUAAUAGACGUUCUCUCAGCUGCCGCUCCCGAAGGGAAUUUACUUAUGGAAGACGAUGAGGUUGACAUCGACGUGAGAGUGGUAACCGAUGAAGACGAGAAUGAUCAAGAUGACAGUCCUAAGCAUCAGGUUCUUUUAAGCUAUUGUUGGAGGGCUGUUAAAGAGGCAAGUUCAUUACUAGGCAUCAUUCUGUCGCGUACUCCUACUACAGUGAAUGGCAUCAGUGAUGAAUUUUCAAUAAUUACCUAUGAAGAUUUCAUCUCCUCUGGAAAUUUAAUUCGUAAUUUGUUGACUAGUAUUCGACAUCGUGGUGCAUUUUCGUCCAUAUAUCCUGGAUACGCAGCAUCAUGUUCGAGAUUGCUCAAUUCGGGUGAUAAAUCUUUGAUAGACAUUGCAAGAGGAUGGGUUGAGGCUGACAUAGGCACUAUCCACAGCAGCAAAGUGUCUAUUACACGUAGAAGCGGCGGGCUUCCUCUCUGUAUUUUGGCAGUCGCGUCUAACGAACCAUCCAACCAUCGCAUAAUCCUUCCAUGGACGAUGAAAACACUUCUCAGCAUAGCGAUGAUACCACAUUAUCCAACAACUGAUGAAGCGCUCGACCUUCCUCAGGUUCACGCAUUCAACUCCAUGCGUACCAUUUUUAUGGAUUCUAGACUGGCAACCGAAGUGCUAACGUUCGUAGCAGAUGGAAUAAUGUUGAGUAUUAGGGGAUUCGCGUCGCAUAGUUGGGCAAUACGUAAUUGCUCCGUCAUGUUAUUCUCAGCGUUGGUUCAGCGAGUGUUUGGGACAAAAAAAGUGAAGGAAGAACAUCAUUCUGUCAAUAAACUUACGGGCAGGGAGUUUUUCUCGAGAUUCCCCAAGUUACACCCAUUUCUGAUGAAUGAAUUAAGAAUAGCCGUUGAACAGUUGGUUGAAGAUGACAAGAAAACGAGUCAUAUUCAUCCCGGGUUAUAUCCAGUGUUGACACUCUUAUCGAGGCUUUAUCCAAGUUUGAUGGAGAAUGCUCACUCAGUAUUAAGCUUGUCAACAUUUGUUCCACUUGUUAUCGAGUGCUGCAAGUCUCGCAUUCAAAAGACACGAGAGAUGGCUGCACGUGCCUUGACCCCGCUUAUAUCAUCUGACAAUCUACUUCAGACAUGUUUUGAUAUACUCUAUUCGUGCAAUCUGUCCAAUCAGAACGCACUUCAUGGACGGUUAGCUCAGGUUCAGCAACUGUUUCGGGGUCAUCUGAAAACCGGAGUAGCAUCUUAUAAGACUGCAAAAUUAUUUCUUACCGAGAUUCCACACGUAUUUGUUGAUAAACUCCAUAUUGUAACCCGCGAUAAUAAAUGUGCUGUGACGAGACAUUUGUUUCUGGAAAUAAUAUAUGAGUUUGUGUUUGAUAACAGUUGGAUUACUUUUGGAAUCAUCGAGUGUCAUAGAAAAGAAUAUAUCAUGCUUAUGGACGAAAAGUUUUCGAAUCUUCGCAGCAUAGUGUUCGAUCUAUGUCGAUCGGAAAUCUCUCCCGAUUGUCAUAACGUUGCGUCCAUUUCAUAUCAUUUAGUGAGAGAGACUAUGGCGAAAAUCAUUGUCAACUAUAUUCUCUCUCACGAGACAUUUACUGCUGAUAAUUGUAACACGAUCGUCGAAUUGUUAGCAGAUAAAGAUUAUGACGUACGUGGAUGCGUCCUGAAUCAGUUGAUUCAAAGGAUCAAAACUGUGAAUCAAUUCAAUUAUACUACUUUACAAAAGAAACUCGUUAGAAUGAUUUGUGACGGAGAACCAUCUAUGGACUGCCUUCAACGUACAGUUGAGCUGCUUAUUCUGCUUGACCCAGAACAUCCUAUUCCGCCGGCCAGCAGCGAAAGUGAUAUUGGGAUACACGAUUUUUGGAGAACUAUAAUAGAAUCUUACUUAGAGCGUAUGAACAGCCUAUUAGUGACAGAAUCAAUGUUACCUCUAUUGGGUGCGGUUCUGUCUCAAGCAUGGUUGCAAGAAUCAUCAAUAGAGAUGAAAAGCCAAUGCUUUACGAAAUGGGUUGAAUAUGCAGACAAAUACAGUCAAGCAGAUAUAAACUUGCGCUUGCGUGAAUCAACAAUGCAAUCGCUCUACUUUUUUUCUCCAUUUCUGUUUAAGGGCAGGAAGACGUAUGAUGAGAGAAUCACCCAACAUGUGAUGAUGCUAUAUGUAAUAAUUAUUCGAUUUGUGCAAGAUGACGAUAUAAGCAUCAGGGAAAGUGCGGCAAUGUUAAUAUCGAAGUCGAUGGAAUUGAAGGUCCCCGUAAAUUACGAAAAAGCGCGCGAGAUGUGUUACGAGUACUUGACAAAGCAAUAUUCAAGGUCACUAUACUUUUACGCCUCAUUAUUGAAAAUACUCACCGCUGAACACAAGCCAGAUGCUAUAUUAACAAAUGCAAUGAGUCCUCAACGUACGUUAUUUGCGGUCGAGAAUCCAAAUAUCUUUAAAGAAGACCUAAUUGAUGUCCAGCUAUCAUUCAGAUGUCUUUGCGAUGCAACGGCAGAUGCUGACAUACUGCAAAUUCCAGACGUAAUUUGCAACGAUAUACCUCUAUUUGCUGUAGGGCAAUUUAAAAGUGCUAUAAACAUAUUGAAGAAUGCCAACAAUCAAGGACCACUGGGACUGACUUCAAGAUCAGACGUCUUCCUUGUGACUUAUAGAACUAUUCUCAUGGUUAUACUUGGAUUGCGUAUAGCAAAUAAGAAGCGAAAUGAAAUUGAGAGGGGAUACAAUGAUAUCAUCGAUCAUGUCCAGCAGAAUAUCCAAAUAUUACAUCCUUUACUGUACGAGUUGCUGAUAAACAGUGUCUAUAAAGACAAACAUGGGAACGUACCGUUAUUUCUUACGUCUAGCAUCACUCAGAGUAGCAUUCAGACAGACAUGAAAGUUUAG